UGUCUUGUGUCAAAAUAAAAACCGCGCGAAAACAGCUGCUUUGGUUUGUUCGGCCCGUAUCACAGUGGUAUUUUGGUUGGAUUAGUGAUUGUAGUAAGAAUGUCUUCCAUAAAUCCUUCGGGAUUUUCCCCAAAAUUAAGUGAAAAUACUACCGAAAUAUCUCUUUUCGAUCCAGACACAAAAGAUUCUGGGUUUUCCGAGGAUCCAGUGGAACAUUUAGUAAAAUUUGAAGGUUCUCCUUUGAGUUUAUUGGAGGACCAUGAGGCAACCAUGAUUUUUUCGCCUACAGUGCCCGAUUCUACGCCAAAUAAAAAAGGCUCCAGUAAUAAAAAGAGACUAUUUCUAAGCCCAUCAAAUAGCCCUUCAUUUGCUAUCAGGGGAAGUUUAAAAAGACUGAGGAUUCUUAAUACAGCUGAAACGUUUAGUGAAUUGCCUCUUGAUUUCAAUGAUAAAAUUUUGCAAGAGCAUUCUGAUGAUGAGGAGGACAAUGUUGCCUCUUUGGAACUAAAAGAUAAGGUAAAGCUUGCUGUAGACAACAGUGAAGGUAAAAACUUAAUAGGAGAUUUUUCAAAAAAUUAUGCUUUGCCUGUUAUCUCUGGUUGCCACCCUGAUCUAAAAAGCAUCUCAAUUGAUACAAUGAAAGAUAUCUUACAGGGGAAGUAUGUUGAUAUACUGACAUCAUUUAUGGUCAUUGAUAGUAGAUAUCCAUAUGAAUUUCAUGGUGGCCAUAUAAAAGGAGCAGUAAAUAUAUAUACCAAAGAAAAUUGUUUAGAACUUUUAAACAAGCCAUUAAAACCUAAAAAUGAGAGACAUAUUUUAAUAUUCCAUUGUGAGUUUUCCAAGGAGAGGGGACCUAAAAUGAUUAGGAGUUUAAGACGGGAAGACCGCAUAAAAAAUGCCCAAAACUACCCAGCACUCAACUAUCCAGAAAUCUAUGUCCUAGAGGGAGGAUACAAAAAAUUCUAUCAGACUUAUAGUACUUUCUGCGAGCCUGAUGGGUAUAAACAAAUGCUACAUCCGGGACACUCGGAUGAAAUGAGAUUUUUUAAGAAAAAAAGUAAGUCAGAAGUUCUCCUAAAAGCCAGUAAAAACCAUCCCAGAUCAACAGCGGUAAGGAAAUUUUUAUCAAAUGAGUUUUUCUAAUCCGAUUGUGUAUGUCUUUGUGUAUUUUUAAAAUUUUCUGACCAGAACUGUUUUGUAUAUUUUAUGUUGACUAUUUUGAUUUUUAUUUUGAUAUUUGCAUUUAUAAGUUCCUAUAAUUAAGUUCUAUGCUAAAAAAAUGCCAGAAAAGGUUUGACUGUUUGUAAUAUAAAAUUGUUUUUUUAAGGAGUGGGCCAAAACGAAUGUACUAUUAGAAGGAUAUAGAGGAUUUUUUUAAAGUGUUACAAAAUUUAAUCUCUUAUUAACUAAUACUCUAUAUAUUUUUAAUAGUUAUUCCAGUCCAAUUUAAACCACCCUGUAUAUAUAGUAAUGGUAUAAUAAUUGUUUGACCAAAAAUGUGUAUUAAAUUCUUAUUAUUAUUAUUUUAAGAACUUUAGUAUCAGAAUAGGGUAUUUUCCUUUUUAAAUGUUACUGUAAAACUACAGCCUUAACUCCAUUUAAUGCAAAAAUGAAUCAGUUUUUUUUACUGGUAUUAGGCUGUAUUUUUUUUUUAAUCAAAUAUAGAAUAUUGUUGUCUUCUGUGACUAUGUUUUUAAAUCUCUCUCUCUCUCUUUCAUUUUAUGUCUUGAAUUAAAAAAAAAAGUUAUUCUUUAUUUAGGAAUGAAAAGCUUAUUAAAAAUCUAGAAUAAAUCUAGAAUAAUAAUAAUAAAAUAAUGUGGAAGUAACGAGAUAUCUGCAAUUUUAAAAUCUUAUUAUGUAACUCUUUUAUUUAUAAUUUUAAAUGUCAUUUAUAGCUUAAUGUAAGAAAAAAUAUAUAAUCCAUUAAGCUUCCACAGCCAGUUUUUUAGCUAUAAUCCAUUAAUGGACUUAAGGGCCGUGUAUAUUUUUUCCUUUUACUCUUUCUUUUGACUAUCUCCAGUGUUGAAAGCAUUGUCUACUGCAAUCUACGUUUAGCACUUUGGACAUUUAUUCAGUGUUGUGAGAUCUUAAAAAGUCACAUAAUGGACUUUCAAAUUCAAAAUACAAAUGUAUAAUAAACACAUUCUCUAGAUUAUCUUUUUCUAACAUCUAAAUCAUAUAUUUCAACUUUGGUCGACGAAACUGUGUGUGCUAAGUGAAAGUGACAUGCUAAUUAAUUUAUAGUAUAAACUGACUAAUAAAUUAAUUAUGGAAAAGACGAUAAUCCAAAAAAGAUUCUAAAAGAUUUAAAAAAGACAAAAGUUGUACCGAAAUCCUACUUUUUUUAUAUUUCUAUAAAAAAUAUAUAAAAUAAAUAGACACAAACCCGAAACAUUUAAAAUGUAUUUUACUUAUGUACCAAAAAUUAAUUUUAAUUGUCACCAAUAGUUCCUCUAUAAAAUACCCCUAUAAUUUUACACUUGAGUUACUUUAGCACUUUAACCCAAUACUUAACUUAAAUUUCAUACGUCUGAGUAUCGAUUUGUGGCAACAAAUUUGUUGUUUGAACAUUUUUUUAAGUAGUAGUGUAUUUACAUUUUUUUUCUAUUUUGUUAAAACGGUUCUAGUUUUCAUAAUGGCAUUAAUUAUUUCGUGUAAGUGACUAAGACAUAAUAAGUCAAGUUGAUGAAAUAAACACAUCAUGUCCAAAAUAUAAUCACGAUAACUCACUUUUUUAAUCAUUUUUCGAGUAAAUAAUAUUAAAUUUUUUUCUAUGGGUAUGCGAAAACGUACUCGUUUCCGCACACAUUUCCGUAUAAAAAUGGAAUAUUGAAAAACACUCGGCUCUCUGGUCUAAAAAAAUGGGCCAAAAAAAAUUUUUUUUCUAUACUUUAUUAUAUCGGAAAUAAAAAGUAAGAUUAUAUUUUCUAAAUUAAGAUCUAAAAAAUCAUGGAAGAUCUCACUAGUGUUCCGUCAAGGUAUGUUCUGGAUAAAACAAAUCACUUUUAAACAACUUUUAGUUCAUUUCAUGAAUUGGAGAAUCUUCUAUUUCUCUUAGCUUUCAACUUUUGCGUAAAAAAUUGUUUAUAAUUAUGUUGUAUUACUAAUAGCAAUUCCCAAAUUAUGACUGUUUUAGUCAAAAAGUUUCAUAAUAAUAUAGUUCUAAAGAAAAUACAUUUUUUUCUAGUCCAUGCUUGAUAAUUCUUUCAAAAAUUUCGUCUAUCAUAGCUGGCACCUUAUAAAAGUCUCUUAUGAUUAUUAUUUAAAGCAGAUAAUCUUUUGUUAAUCGAUAGAUUAGUACUAUUUUUUAAUGCUAGUUAUGCAAGGUUAUAUGUGGGAAAAAGUUCGUAUUUUCAUAGUGAUAUUAAAAUACUGUCAAGGAAUUAAUAAAAAAUGUUUUUAUACAUUUGGAAUGACAAAUUAUAUGUAUAAUGUUAAUAUAAUUUCCUCGAUAAAUGAAAAAUAAAAAAACUUCAACGUAGAUCAGAAAAGUAUACCAUCCACAGGAAAUAAAGAAUACCUUGGUAUUCUUGAUUUCCAUAUGGCAUUUUCGUCAUCAUUAGUUCAUUCUUAAUUGCCAAAUUUCAUACGACCUUGCACAUUCUUUUCUUUUCAUAGUUAAGUUUUAAUUUAAUAUAAAAUAUUUUUAUUUGUCCACUAUUAUUUUAAUUUAGGAAGUUUAGUGAGCUAGAGUAUUAAUUUUUAAUUAUGUACUGGUUUCUUCUCAAGCAAACUAAUAAUACAACAUAAAAACUAGUAUUAUUACGCCCCUACUAUUUACUAAAAGAUAAGUAUUUUUGUGCUGUUCAAUCAAUGUUUUGCUUACU
Molecule: messenger RNA, 3827 nt
Organism: Anthonomus grandis grandis
Lineage: Eukaryota; Metazoa; Arthropoda; Insecta; Coleoptera; Curculionidae
Product: M-phase inducer phosphatase-like
Exons: 3
Coding region: 100-1143 (347 amino acids)
Biological process (GO): positive regulation of G2/MI transition of meiotic cell cycle; positive regulation of G2/M transition of mitotic cell cycle; protein dephosphorylation
Cellular component (GO): nucleus; cytoplasm
Molecular function (GO): protein tyrosine phosphatase activity
Source: RefSeq, a predicted model, not a curated record